Molecule: messenger RNA, 2707 nt
Organism: Homalodisca vitripennis (glassy-winged sharpshooter)
Lineage: Eukaryota; Metazoa; Arthropoda; Insecta; Hemiptera; Cicadellidae
Product: peroxisomal carnitine O-octanoyltransferase-like
Exons: 12
Coding region: 191-2047 (618 amino acids)
Cellular component (GO): peroxisome
Molecular function (GO): carnitine O-octanoyltransferase activity
Source: RefSeq, a predicted model, not a curated record
AUGGAUCGAGAAGGUGGCGAUAACCCAGCAGUGGCAGAGCCAUUCUGAGUCGUGGCGUGAGGAGGUCAUUGAUUUUAUAAUGAGUGGUCAACUGCCACAGCUCACAAGGAAAACUUCACAUUUUUAGUAGAACUUCACUUGCAUGUUUGGAUUAUCCAGUCAAACAUAAGUGAGUUAUUUUGGAACCAGAAUGUCCAGCUGGCAGCAGAAACAAUUUAUAGUAGAUGCAAAUGACUCAUUCAGAACAUUUGAUUAUGAUGACAAGCUUCCAAACUUACCUGUACCAUCACUAGAACAAACAAUUCAACACUAUCUAGAGUCAGUUAAACCAUUUGCUGAAAGUGAUCAAGAGUAUCAGCAAACAAACAAAAUUGCCCAUGACUUCCUGGUUGGAGAAGGAGCCUACUUACACUCAAAGCUGUUGCAACAUGCAAUGAAGAAUAGAAAUUGGGUGGAAAAAUGGUGGGAAGAUUAUGCCUACCUAAGCCUGAGAGAGCCACUUCUCCCACACUGUAAUAUGGUGGGACCACACCCCACAUUGCCUGGAUACCCGUAUGGCCCUGAACAGCAAAUUAGGUUAGCAUCCGCUUACUGCCACCAAAUGACAAGACUGUGGCAACUACUGCGGCAGGAGAGACUGAAGCCGACUGUCACUGCCACCAAACAACCACUUAGUAUGGAUCAGUUCCGCAGGAUCUACAACUGCUCAGUCACACCUGGCUCACCCAAGGAUACAAUGAAGGCAUUCUUUAAGACUGAGCGAGAGGGGUUCUGUCCAUCACAUGUGGCGGUGCUGAGCAAGGGUCACAUGUUUCUGGUGGCAGCAGUGAGGCAGGAUGGGCAGCCAUUGUCACAGUCAGAGUGGGAACAUCAGCUGACCAUUGUGCAGCAGACAGCAGCCGCACAUCCUGGUCAGGACGUCCCUUACCUAUCCUGCGACCACCGCUCAACUUGGGCACAGAACAGACAACACCUGAAGGAACUGGCCCUUGUGAAUGCUGAGAUUCUAGACACUGUUAGCUCUGCCAUGUUUGUGUUGUGCCUGGACGACACUUGCCCCACAUCAGAAGCUGCCAUCAGCCACCAACUGCUGUGUGGAGACUAUCGCUGUCGGUGGCCUGACCACGCUUCUAAUGUUGUCUUCUUCAGCAACGGCCGGUCCGGAGGAAUAUGUGUGCACUCGGCUUUUGAUGGGAUUGUGAGUGGUGUAGCGACGUUAUUUGCCCACUCAGGUGUAAUUGAGUCAAUUAGAGACUGCAUCAGCUCUCCGAUAUCUCCAAACUUGACUGAACCUCACCAGUUAAAGUUUGUACUUGAUCCUUUCAUCCAAUCCGAGAUUAAAAGAGCAAAGAUUGCUCAAGAAGUGGAGAAAAGCAAAGUUACCAUGUGUACAGAAGUUUUUAACCUAUUUGGAAAGCAGAGAAUACAAAAUCUUAAAAUUCAUCCAGAUUCUUUUAUUCAAAUGGCUCUUCAACUAGCUUAUUUCAGAUUACACUCCAGAUUUGCACCAUGCUACGAGACUGCUACUACUCGGAUUUUCUAUCAUGGCAGAACAGAGACAGUUCGCUCCUGUACUGAACAAUGUGUUCUCUGGGUAAAAUCCAUGAUGAGACCACAUGAAAAAGACCAAACACGCGCCAAACUUCUACUAAGAGCCAUAGACAAACACAAUGAGUUAAUGGCCAAAGCACGCAAUAAUGAAGGCUGUGAUCGUCAUUUGUUUGGACUUUAUUGCAUAGCAGUGGAAAAUAAUCUACCUGUACCCCAGCUAUAUCUUGAUCCAUUGUAUAAAAAAAGUGGUGGUGGUGGCAACUUUAUAUUGUCAACUAGCCUGCUAGGUUACUCUCCCACAGCAGGAGGAGUCUCUCCAAUGUGCCUUAAUGGCUAUGGUGUUUUCUACAGUAUCUCACCAGAGAGUUUGAUGUUCACCAUCUCUGUACGAAGGGACAGCCCAGAAACAAGUUCCAACAAACUGUUCCAAUCGUUACAUCAUUCUCUUCUUGACAUGGUGUCCCUUUUGGAGGCACACAUGUCUUCUAAACUGUAGAAUGAAAGAUGAUCGUUUUACUACCACUUUGAAGGCUGAUGUCACACACCAAAAAUAUUUUUUAUGAUGUAUUGUAUAAGGUUAUUUCCUACAUACAUAAUAGGGAUAUGACUGUUGAUGCUGGUUUUAAGUUUUGCAUGGGGUAAAAGUCUAUUGUUGGGAUUUACAUAGUCCUGUAGUCAUUCAACUACAACUGUUGUGCACUACAUGCUUGAAAUAUGCUACUGUAAUAAUUGGUUGAGGUAAUUGACUGAGAAUCGGUUAACAAACUUUAGCACAAGUUAGUUCAGUAGCACGUACUAAUACUAGUGGCAUAUCUCAGGCUGCUUGACACUAGCUAUAUUUACUUAGCAGUUUGACUUAAACUCUGGCAAUAUAAUGGUUAAAUAUAUUAAAAUGAACAUAAUUUACCUCCAAACCUAAUUGUCUAAUCUUUGGGUCAUUUUAAUAUUCCUUGUAAUAUGUCCUAUUUUAUUGGUUAUGUACAUUUCAAGAUUAAGAUUUUCAAAGCAGUAAAAAAUUGUACCAGUUAUUUUUAAUUUUAUAUCUAAAUUAAAAUAUUUGUUCAUAGAAAUCUUAUAAUUUAUUUAACCAUUCCUUAAUUUUAGGUCCACAUUUUCAAAGUAUAUAUAUAUAUAUAUAUAGUAUUUGAAAAUGUGG